AUGAUUGCCUAUGAGGUUUUGCAUACCAUGAAGGUGGGGAAGAAGGGUAAGAAAGGAAACAUGGCCAUUAAGCUUGACAUGUCAAAAGUUUAUGAUAGGAUAGAGUGGCCAUUUGUGAAAGCAAUAAUGAAAAAACUUGGCUUCUGUGAUGCUUGGAUAGAGCUAGUCAUGAGUUAUCUGAUUGGGAAUACCAAAGGAGUUACAGUUGUGAGAGGAGGAAGUAGAGUAAAUCAUCUGCUGUUUACAGAUGACUGCAUUUUAUUUGGGAGGGCUUGUGUUGAAGAAUGGAAGAGAUUGCAAGAGUUGUUGUUGAGGUACGAAAGAGCUUCUGGCCAAUUUCUGAAUAAAGAGAAGACAUCAGUCUUUUUUAGUUCAAAUACUUCUGUGGCAGACAUGGAUCUUAUUCUAAGAGAAUGGGGGUCCAUGGUCCAAGGCAGCUAUGAAAAAUACCUUGGUUUACCAACCAUGGCUGGUAAAUCAAAGUAUAACACUUUUAGAGGUCUCAAGGAGAGGGUGUGGCAGAAGAUCAACAGUUGGAAGAAUUGUUUUCUGUCAGGAGUAGGGAAUGAGGUGUUGAUCAAGGCAGUUCUUCAAGCAAUUCGCUCUUACACAAUGAGUGUAUUUAAGCUUCCCAAAAAGCUUUAUAAGGAGAUCAAUAUCAUGUUAUCUAAAUUCUAG
Molecule: messenger RNA, 678 nt
Organism: Juglans microcarpa x Juglans regia
Lineage: Eukaryota; Viridiplantae; Streptophyta; Magnoliopsida; Fagales; Juglandaceae
Exons: 2
Coding region: 1-678 (225 amino acids)
Source: RefSeq, a predicted model, not a curated record